GCAGAAUCGUUUGGGCCUCGGACAAUUUCAUGUCAGGCAUCGUUGAAGAUGAAGCCCGUUUUGUUCUAGAAGCCAUGAAAAUUCCAUCUGCAACAAUGGGUUGGAAUCUAGAUGCCUGGCAGUAUACCCCUCCUCGGAGACGAAGCCCAUAUCCGGUCAUCGUAAUGGCUCAUGGCUUGAGUGCAAAUAAGUUGAUGAGUCUCAGAGCAUACGCGGAGUCGUUCACCGAGCGCGGAUACGCAUGCGUCCUAUUCGAUUACCGACGCUGGGGUGCUUCAGACGGAACCCCAAGACAUUGCCUUUUCGUCUCGGAGCAGCUCGAGGACUACCGAACCGUCAUCAAGUAUUGUAGACAGAAGCCUGAGUUCGAUCCGAACCGUCUCCUAGUAUGGGGCACUAGUUUCUCUGGGGGACAUUGCAUUACACUCGCAAGCGAGGCUCACCUUAAUAUCCGGGCUGCCAUUGCUCAAUGUCCGUUCACCGGCAAAUCGUUGCCGAUGCCUUUUUCGACGACAGUGAUCAAGACCGUGGGUCUCGCAAUAUGGGACGUGGUUAAUCAAGCAUUCGAUGGGCGGCCCGUCUACAUCCCCGCUGUAGCUAUUCCGGGGAACGUGGGAGUAAUGACGGCUCCCGGAAGUGUCGAGGGGAUGCUAGCCAUAGUACCAACACCUAGUGAUUACCCAAACGAAAUGUCUGCGUCCAGUAUUUUCGAGCUGCCGUUCUACAACCCUACUGCUUCGGCGGCAUCUCUGAGCUGCCCUCUUCUGCUCAUAGGGCUGGAGUGCGACAACCUUUGUCCUUUCAGUGGUGUUGAGGACAUCGCCAAAUUAACGAAACAUGCCGAGGUUGUCCGUAUAUCAGGUGAUCAUUUUGAGGCAUAUCCCGGUCAAGUACACCAUAAGACAUCGCUACAAGCUCAACUGGAGUUUCUGCAGAGACACGUCCCAGGUUAAAAAACGUCUCUUUGCGCAUGUUACCCCACAUCCUUUUCGGUGAACUCUUGAAUCGAUUACUUCCUCCCUUCGCUCGGGUCCUUCGACAGGCUUCUGCUUGUAUAAUCCACACCUCAAUGUAAUUUGAGGUAGAAAUGAG
This is a messenger RNA of Gloeophyllum trabeum ATCC 11539, 1092 nucleotides long. RefSeq names its product alpha/beta-hydrolase. The record is from RefSeq and is a predicted model, not a curated record. Bases 30 to 953 code for a protein of 307 amino acids. Gene Ontology annotation, molecular function: hydrolase activity. The transcript is spliced from 8 exons. Lineage: Eukaryota; Fungi; Basidiomycota; Agaricomycetes; Gloeophyllales; Gloeophyllaceae.